GAGGUGCACACGGUAAAUCUGCGUGGAGUAAAAGAGGAAGAAGCCCAGGCCCUGAUUCACCUGUGGACGGGAAUGAACAAACAGGCGAAAAGGAAGAUAAGGAACAAACUUGUCACAAGUGUUAUCGCGAUUUAACGCCUCAAGUUCUGCUCUCGUUUUCCACCUCGACUGCAAGAAUCCCUCUCUGUCUCUCUCUCUUUCUCUCUCUCUUCACUUUUAUCUCUGUUAAACGUCACUCUGUCAGCCCUCGGGGGAGCUCAGCUUGAAUCUGGAGAGGAGGGAUUCCAGAAAUCACUUUUAAUACCCGCCCUGCAGGAGGAAGCUACAUCUUCAAAAGCUCCAUCCAUUCUUCCUCCUCAGAUAUCUCCAUUAUGACCUUACUGGCAUCUGAGAGGUCGUUGCUCAUCCGCAAUAAGUUCCGCUCCGUUCUGCAAUUGAGAAUUCAGAAUCGCAGAGAGCAAAAUGAACUCAAUGCAGUUACUGCAACAAAGACUGCCCCUGACAAAGUUGGGGGAAAAGACGUCAGCAAUGGCACGCACAAGACAAAGAAUGGCACUGCUCAGAAGUCACCCCCUAGUGGCAUAACAGCUCAAACUGCACCAGACAGGGGUUAUGGUGCUGUUCACAGGCAGAAGAAGGCUCGCCUGGCUGAAGAUCUGAGUGAGAAAAUCCAGAGACGACCUGGAACACUUGAACUCCUGCAGAGGCUGCCUCUAGAGAACACUCCUUCGUUGCCAUCAGAUGUCUUUGAAGAUGACCGCUCCUCCUCUUCCUCUGCAUCUCCCGAGCAACUCGGGAUGCACCAGUCGCCUUGCUUCUCAUCAUCACCUGAGCUAGCCGGUGACCAGUCACUUAGUGAUGUGUCACCUGUUGCUACACCCAUCAGCCCAAACAGUGUACAGUGUAGGUUGGCAUUGCUCCCGGCAACCGAGUGCAUCAGCCAACAAAUGACCAUGAAAGUAACAGGGUCAAACCCUAUAUCAAACACUGGGAGACCCAAAGGGAUGCACAUGCCCUCCCAGUCCCCACCACUGCUGCCAAAGACAGCGCAGCCUUCGGCUCCGCCUUCUCAUUCCAUUCUGGGUGGGUCCUUAACCUCAUCCCGCCCACCUCGCCCACGAAAGCCUCGUGAUUCAAAACCCAAAAUGAGGAAGCUGAAAUACCAUCAGUACAUUCCCCCUGAUCAAAGGGUUGGGACCGGAGGCGGGGCUGGGAACACCUCGCAAAAGAAUAACAACAGUCAAACUCCGCAAACUGAUACUUCUUAUUCCCAACUUAUGGAGCAACAGCAGGUGUUCCUACAACUGCAAAUACUUAACCAGCAACAACAGCUCAAUGUGACAAACAGUGAGAAUCAGGUGAAGCUUUCUGGAACCACACCUCAAAGCUCCCCUCAGUCUGGAACCCCAUCAACAAACCCCUCAACCCCUGAUACAAGUCCCAUCCACCAGGCUGAGUUACUCCCAACCAACCUCGAUGACCUAACAGUUUCGGUACUCCGUCAGCAGUUGAGACAACGUGGACUUCCUGUUUCUGGCACCAAACCUGCAUUGCUAGAGAGACUCCGCCCUUUCCAGAUACCUCGCCCCACAUUAACUCCUGCUCCAUUUUGCCAGCUUAGAGCCACCCUAAAACUCUCUCACCCUGACAGCCUCAGCAUGAUCCCCAACAGUGUAGACACCUCCGCGAGCCCAACUCAGAUGUUCACACAUCCCUCUGGUUUAGCAGAACAAAGCUUGGCUAGUGAUAGUUACCUCACUUCUUCUUCUGCUGGCUCAAGCCCCAGCUUACAUACAUCUUCCUCUCCAAUGCACUCGGGUGCCACGUGGAGGCCAGGCCAGGCAGUCACUGAGCUUAAUAUGGAGCUAGAAAUGCGAGAGAGAAUGAGGAGCAGACAAAGAGAAGGAGCAGAAGACACCCAGCCAGGGGGUGGUUCCCUGCAUCCGUUCCUGCAACAGGACUCAGGAUGCAACAGAGGAUCACCAGACACAGGUGGACAGGAAAUGCACUUUGCAUACUCCAGUGAAAAUGGGAAAGUAAACUGCUAUAAGCUCCUCGAUGUGAUUGGUCGUGACUUUGAUUUGCCCAUGCAAAUAACAGCUAGUCCUGCACAAGCCUCGCCAACCGUUCGCAGUUUAGAGGAGGAGCUCCAGGAGGCUAUUCAAAGAGUGCAGAUGGACCCUGCUCAAUCCAUAGAUGACAUUCUCGAAGAUAAUAUUGGUUGUACAGAUAACACUUCUCCCAUCACAGAUCUCCAAUCAACAACUACUGUCCUUUCAGGCUCCUCCCCUGCCCAGCAGCUCGACCUAUUACAGUCCGCCAAAUGUCAAAAAGAUGACAACUUCCUUUCCUCUCCUCUGUGCUCCUCGCUUCUUCUGGAGCUUCCUCCUUCGCCUAGCAACGUUCCACCCCUCGCUUCAACCCCAGCUCCGCUUCCUCCUCCUCCAAUCUGCACCACUCCACCAUCCAAAUCAAGAAAGAGAAGGUCAGAGGUUCCCGCUUUUGACCCUGCCGAUUGGCUAGAGUCUUUAACCUCCGGCCUACACCCGCCCACACCCCCCACUGCUCCAUUUCUGGAGAGCGACUUUGGCCUUGACUCAGACCUUAACGUCAACAGAGUUCUCGACCUGAUGGUGGAGCAGUGGUGAGGAAAGGGCUAAGUGUGCGUCCGUAUGUGCGUAUGUCUAAUUAGAUGCAUGAUUGGAAAUUAACCACCUUUCAAAACGCGCACCCCAGAGAGGUGACCCUCAUAUCCUCUCGUUCACUCUUCCAUUUCUGCAUCCAUCUAUCUCUGUCAACCGAUGUGACCAAACAGACCUGACUGGUUAUGACUGCUAAGCUCUACUCCACGCAAUGUCGAGAGAAAGAGACGAGAGAGAAAAAUGGAGAGAAAGAUGCUUUGGUACAUUGUUCGUAAAGAUCCAAAAAUCUUUGAGCAUGUGCACAUACACCACACUUUCACUAUGACUUGUAUUUUUUAUAAAAGCAUACAAACCAAAAAUAAACACAAAAAAGCGGGUUUCCCCGCUGGUUUGCCUCUUGCCUCAUUGCCAGACAAAGUGUCGGCAUGUGGCAACCGCGCGGAGCAGCGGGAGCAUCAAACAAUCUGUGUGUUUUUGUAGGGAAGUGUAUGCGCUCCCUGCGUGUGUGACUAUGCUUUUCUUGGCUGCUUUAACACUAUGUGUUGUUUGUGAUGGCAUCUUUCAAUGCAACAUAAUUCAGGUGCCUAAAAGCACCCAAAUGCACUUGUUUCUGUUUAUACUGGUGUACAUUUUUUCUUCUGUUACUUUCAGUUACACAAUGCUAGCAUCAAUGGAUAAUCAGCGUUAUUUGAACUGAAAAGCAUGGGCAAACCUUUGAGGGCAGAAAAACCUUUACUAGGCACCGAUAAUGCAAACAAAUACUGGCCAACACCGAAUGUAAUUAAAUAGGAAAUUUUUGCUUGUUUUGAGUAGAUUUAUCUCUCCUAUCCAAACAGUGUGUCGAAGUAGUGAUCUCUCAAUCUUUACUGUUUAAAGUUUCUUAAUGGGACCCAUGCAACAUUGUCUAUCAUUGCUGUUUACAUGGAUUAAAAUUUUUGUCUGCCCGUUGUUGGUUUUGUUCUCUGAACAAGUGCAUUACUAAAAAGCAUCCAAGAAAGAUCACAAUGAUGUAACACAUGUCCAGAAUGUUAUGAAAAUGUGAAACUCUUUUUUUUCUGUCUCAGUCUUAUAUGUGAAAGUUAUUGUGCUAAGACAAUGUGUUUGAUAAUCAAAUAUAUUGUCUAGAGUUCAGUUUGCAGUCAAGUGUUGGAGAAUCACAGCAUUUGUGCAGCUGGACCUUUAAGGUUCUCAAAUGAGUUGGACUUAAGAAAGUUGUUUUUUAUUUUAUUUUAAUGUAACCCCACAGCACACAACUAUUGUUACUUUUAAGCUACAUGUUGUGUUAAAGUAAAAAUAUGACCAACCAAUCAAAAGGCAAUUUAAUAUAUUCAUUCAGAUAUGUUCACUGAUAUGUAGUAUUUAUUAAAUAAUUUAUUGUAACUGUCAUCCAUUCACA
This is a messenger RNA of Triplophysa dalaica, 4038 nucleotides long. Its product is annotated as myocardin. The coding region runs from base 372 to 2648 and encodes 758 amino acids. The transcript has 15 exons. The record is from RefSeq and is a predicted model, not a curated record. Lineage: Eukaryota; Metazoa; Chordata; Actinopteri; Cypriniformes; Nemacheilidae. Gene Ontology annotation, biological process: smooth muscle cell differentiation.